This is a messenger RNA of Paramacrobiotus metropolitanus, 2152 nucleotides long. RefSeq lists its product as uncharacterized. Gene Ontology annotation, cellular component: membrane. Gene Ontology annotation, biological process: sensory perception of taste. The record is from RefSeq and is a predicted model, not a curated record. Lineage: Eukaryota; Metazoa; Tardigrada; Eutardigrada; Parachela; Macrobiotidae. The transcript has 4 exons. Bases 318 to 1946 code for a protein of 542 amino acids.
UUCGCAGCUGCCGGCACAAAGCACCUCUCCAUAAACAAACAACCACCUUCUUCCUUAUCGAUCUCCAGGCGAAACGCUUCCUACACAAUGCCCGCCGUUAAUUCUCUGGGCAAAUAUUUUCCCGGCUUUUCGCCCGAAUCCAUCUUCACCGGCACUUAACCUUGGCGCAUGUAUAUAUAAAGAAGCACUUUCCCAGUUGACCUUUCCCGCGACAAACACUGUCUGUGUGCCGUGGCGAAAAGGCCGCUGUUUGCUCAGCACACACGGGCGUUUAUCCCGUUUAUCCCGGCCGCGUCGCUCGUCGCUCCAGACGCGCUAUGCCCCACAUCCGUCCACCGACGGCGUCCCGCAUUUAUCCCGCAUCCUCCCUGCCGCGUCGCCCGUCCGCUCUGCGCAACCGCGCCAGGAUGAUCAUGCAGGAGAAGCCGCCGCCGUCGCCGGAAGUGAAGUUCUUCCCGGACGGCAGCCAGCCGACGCUGUCCUUCCUGCGCCACCUCAAGCUGUACAUGCGCUUCAUGCAGUGCUUCGGCCUGUGCCCGUACCGCGUCGACGCCCUCCUCGACUACCAGACCGCGCAGCUGGACUGGCGGGCCGCCGCCUGGUCGCUGCUCCUCUUUAUCUCGCUCGGCCUAGUGCUGCUCCCGUGGCCGGUGGCCGGCUACGUCCUCAUCUACCGCGCCGACCUCGAGCGCCUCGAAUUCUUCGCCAUCAUCAGCUUCCUCUUCCGCACCGUCAUCUUCACUCAGGGCCCCUUAAUCCUGGCCAUCACCGUCACCAAGCUCCGCCACAUCCCGGCGGUGAUCCAGCAGAUCCAGACGGCGCUAGCCGGGACGCAGAACACCCAUUCCAGCCGCACCAUCCACCUGACCACCUACGCCGUCCUAACCUGGAACUUCACCUUCGUCCUCAGCUGUCUCCUGUCCUUCUACUUCAGCUUCCGCGAGAUCUCCCCCACCUUCAACGAAAUCGUCCAGGCCUGGCUGCAGGGCAUCCUCGGACCCUCCGCGCACAUCAUGCCCUUCGCCUGCUUCCUCAUUAACGGAUUAACUUUGGCCUUCUGCCUGUGCUGCGAGGCCUUUCCCCUGGGGAUCCUCCUGGUGUUCCUCUUAUCCACCGGCACCGGCUACGACAAAAUGAAGGAGGACCUGGCCGGCAUCCACGCCGACAGCCAGAGCCGGGAGCCCGGCCGCAACACCCAGGUGAUCGCCGCCCUGGCUGGCAUCCGCCAGCGGUACCGGCUGCUGCAGUGCUGCUUCGUGGAGAUCGACGGCAUCUUCUCGCACCUGAUCCUCAUCAGCGCCCUGCGGGAGGUGGUCGGGUUCAUUGCGCUGCUGGGGGCGGCGCUGCAGGUGGAGCGGCCGCGGGAGUCCUGGGAGGAGUCGCACGAUACCGUCUCCGUGGUCGACCGGACGUCAAGGACGCUUAUCUUCGCGUUGGGCGGACUGGGACUGGCCAAUUUCGUCAUCAAGGUGUGCGCCACGGUGUCCAUCCACGAAAAGGUACAAUCUGUGCGUGACGACAUGAAGCGUAUCGCGGCCGACACGGACAUGGAGGACGUGCGUAGUGAGUGCGAAGUGUUUAUUAGCCGGUGCGACUACAAGGACGGCUCGGUGUCGGCGGGCGGGUUCUUCCACAUCACCAAGGAAUUUAUGUUAACGUGGGCGGAGCUGAUGAUCACGUACGCCGUGCUGAUCUACCAGACGCACGACACCAAGACGGACAUGCGCGAGCUGGCCUCCAAGUCGCAGCUGCACGAGCUGCGCGUGCAGCUGGAGAAGCAGGCCGAGCGCGUCAACCAGUGCACGCUGGACCAGGCCACGCUCUCGCAGCUCGUCGCGCUCCUCCGCAGCGCCCUCCUCGACCCCGGCCUCAACCUGUCGGCGCCUUCCCUCGACACCCUCCAGCCGGCAGACCUGCACGACGUCGUCGUGGACGCCGGUGACUAAUCUGACACCAGCAACGUCCCUUGGCGUUGUGUCAUAGUCGACGCUGGUGGCGCCAUCCCACUGAAUUAUGGCAGGAACAGUAUUAAUUUUAAUUAACCGGUUUUAUGCCGAAUUAUGUCAUAUAAAUCGCUCUUAAUUACAACUGAAUAAAGAAUCGCGCUAUAUGACAGUGACCUUUAUGGAGGUUUUGUAUAUAAAAAUGAAUA